CUAUGCUCUUUGUACGAGCUACAACCUCCAAUAUCAAAAGCAAAAAUGACCCAAAUAACGAAGGCAGCUAUAAAGGCCAUCAAGUUGUACAAGCAUGUUGUUCAGAGUGUUGAAAAGUUCAUCCAAAAGUGCAGACAGGAAUAUAAGGUGCCAGGCUUAUACAUAAUUGACUCAAUCAUACGCCAGUCUAGAAAACAAUUCGGAGCUGAUAAGGACAUGUUUGCGCCAAGAUUUUCAAAGAACAUUGUUAUCACUUUUCAUAAUUUGUUUGAUUGUCCAUCUGAAGAUAUUUCCAAAAUGAUAAGAGUGUUGAAUUUGUGGCAGAAGAAUGGUGUGUAUCACCCGGGCAUUAUACAACCACUGCUCGAUUUGGCUUCUGAUCCACAUAACACUUCUGUUUUUGAAACUGUAUGCAGUAUGACUUUGUGGGUAGGAAGGCUAAACAAACUGACAGGUGAUGAAGAAAUAAGGAAUGUUCUAGAUGCAUUUGGAGACGUCACCAUUAAUCUGGUGCCACCCAGAGGUUGUGCAUUUGUUGCCUUCACAACGCGCAAGCAUGCACACGAUGCUCUUGAAAGGCUGAAAACAUUUGUUCACUUUAUUCACCAGGUGGCCUGGUCAUAUGGUAUUGGAAUAAGAAACUCGGAAUUUGCUGUAGAGUUCAACGUGGAGAAGGGUGUCAACUACAUUGCCUGGUCCAAGAUACCUUCAUUGAACUUUGUUUCAUUAUUAGAGGGGAGUGUUCUUGAUGAUGAUAGUCUUCCCCUUAAUUUUGAUCGUUAG
Helobdella robusta is the source of this 783-nucleotide messenger RNA. RefSeq lists its product as hypothetical. Lineage: Eukaryota; Metazoa; Annelida; Clitellata; Rhynchobdellida; Glossiphoniidae. The transcript is spliced from 6 exons. Gene Ontology annotation, cellular component: nucleus. The annotation marks the transcript as partial. Gene Ontology annotation, molecular function: RNA binding. The record is from RefSeq and is a predicted model, not a curated record.